Molecule: messenger RNA, 3470 nt
Organism: Spinacia oleracea (spinach)
Lineage: Eukaryota; Viridiplantae; Streptophyta; Magnoliopsida; Caryophyllales; Amaranthaceae
Exons: 14
Coding region: 997-2988 (663 amino acids)
Biological process (GO): proteolysis
Molecular function (GO): cysteine-type peptidase activity
Source: RefSeq, a predicted model, not a curated record
UGCAUGGGACGCAUAUAGUUUACGUAUCGCCUUUGAUAUUAUAGGCGACACUAUAGAGUUAAUCUUAUGUGUCCCCUUCGAAUUAUAGGCGACUUGUUAGAUAUAAAUUAAGUUUUUUUUUAUCAUGUUCCCGCCUCAAAGAGACUAUUAAGCGCCUAUUUUAAAAAAAAUAUUAAAAAUACUUAAAACAAAAAAAUUUCCCUCAAAAAAAAAGUCCUACACCUAAACUAAUUCUGAGUUAGAAGUUCCCUCAUAAAAACCCUCCAUCCACCUAAAUCUUUCUAUCAGAGAAAACCUCCAGUCCUCCACCCACGAAAUACUCCAAACCCCACCUCCAUCAGCGAAAACCUCCACCCACGAUACUCCAGAAAUUGAAGCCCGACCUCCAUCAAAAAAUUGAGGACGAAAUUGCUACGAAACUUUCAGACACAAUCGGCACCGCACGACCGUCUUCGGCACUCAAUUGGUUGAAAUCUUACUAUUGGGAUUCUCAGAAGAGUGCAAUUCCAUACCAUAGUGCAAAAGUGAAUUAUUCGUUGUUGGCAGCCUAAUCUGGUACUCUUUUUCUUCUUCUUUGGAUUCAUCUUAGUACCCGUGUGAAGGACUGAUUUCUAAGAGCUGCUGUUGGGUUUUGGGCUUCUGCCUAAGUGGAUGCUGGUGAAUUGAAGGCUAUUAGGGCAGCUUCAGCUAAUUUCGUUUACCUCGGUUGACUUAACUAGCUUAUUUUUUGUGUUUAGUUUUCUGUUAUUUUGAAUAGAUUUUAGGCUAGCUUUAUUCUUUUAAGCUUGCAGCUUGUUGCAGGCCUAAGUGGCAGUUUGAGCUUGUACAAACUUGAAAGCGCUUUUGAUUAAUAUUUUUUCUUAUUUACCAAAAAAUAUUAUGGUUAUUUAUUUUCCUAUUUCAAUUAUGGUUAUUUAUUUUCCUAUUUCAUUUUAAUACUUGAAUUGUACUGUGACUCACCAUAAACCAAUUCUUUGUUAGGAAUUAUUAAUUUUUAUGGCUUCCGGAGAAGAUCAUCCUCCUUCUCAGGGGGAUACACAGGAGAAGACGAAGAAAAGCACAAGUCACAAAAGGAGAGGGCCUACAACGGCGAAGUAUAUCAUGGAAGAUGAUGAUGGACCAUAUGCUCUUCAGUGGAGUGACGAUGGUUCUGCUAUUGGAGAAUUCAUGAAUAGGUACAUAGCCUAUACUGGGUCAAUUACUCGUUCAAAGGUGAAGAUUCACAUUACACACUGGAGCAUGGUUGAUGAGGAAAUAAAGGAAAGAUUAUGGGUUUGUAUCAAGAAAUUAUUCUUGUGUGAUGACAACAAGAAAGAAUUUAUGCUGAGGGAUUGCAAUAAAAGGUGGAAGGAUUUCAAGACCAGAUUGACGAGCGCGUAUUUCAAUAAAUGCACAAAAAAUGAAGUGGACAACCCACCAUGGAAGGAAUAUGCAGGCAUUGAUGAGGAAGAUUGGAAAGUCUUUAAAGAGCAACGUGAAUCAGAUGAAUUCAAGGUUACCAGUGAAAGAAAUCGAGCUAACCAGGCCAAGAAUUUGUAUCCCCAUCACUUGGGUCGCGGUGGAUAUGGAAAACUAGAAGAACGAUUUGUCCAAGAGCAACUGAAAAAGGCCAUGUUGUUUGGUGCAUCUUCUUCAAAGGGUGUUAAAUCAGGUGAAACACCUGUAGUAACUCCAAGACCUCGUUAUGAAAGGUGGAUGGAUGGAAGAAAGGACAAGAACGGGAAUAUCCCUAAUGAGAAAACGAAUUUGGUUGUAGAGAAGCUCAAUGAGCUAAGGGAAAAGGAAAAAUCAGGGGAGUUUGUUUCUCAUGGAAGCCAUGACAUUUUAACUGAAGCGCUUGGAAAUCCUGAGCAUGGAGGCCAUGUAAGGGGAGUGGGCGGAAAAGCAACGCUUACAUCAGUUUUUAAAAGAAAGAGGCGUUGUAAUCAAACAGAGGGUAUGCUUACAAUUAAACAAGUGGAAGAAAUUAUAAAUUUCCUCACUCAACAAGUAUGGGAGCAGACAAGGGCUAAAAUGAGAGUUGUUACCCUUGAUGUCUUGAAAUCUUGUGGUAUACAAGUACCUAAAGAUUUGGAGGUUAAUAUGAUUGAUGUUCCCACUCGUAGUAGUUGUCAGUCUGUUGAUCCCGAUCCUUUCGCGAAUGGCUCUAAGGAGUCAAUUCCUUGUGAUAUAUUAGUACUUGAAGAAAGCUCUGGAAAUCGAGUUGUGGCAACAGGUACAUUGUUGAAAAGCGUACCAGGGGAGCUUGUUCAUGGCGUUCCAUUACUUGAAGAUCAUGUCAAGGUGAAAAUCCUACAUGUUGUUGAAGGUGAAGAGAAUACACCUCUACCCUUGCCUUUUUUUGGGCACGAGUCCCUUGGUGAGAUAAAAGGAAGUUGGGCUCAGUGGCCUCGUUCACAAGUCAGAUUAUCCAUUGAGAACUUGAUCGAUCAACCACCACCACCAAAGAAGAUUAGAAAUAAUCUAAUGGAGGGUAAGAAACUAGUUGACACCGGUUCAGCUGUUGAAUCUCGUUUUAAUGAUAAUGAAGAAGAACUCGCCCCCUUCUUUAUUGGCAAGGACAUGUUUUUGGCAUUGCCAAAUAGCUGCAAGCAAUUAUACAACUUGUAUAAGAAUCGAGAUGUUGAUUUCAGCGUUGAUGUUGAUUUCGAAGAGGAUAUCUUAUACUAUCCUGAUAAAGUUUCUUUUACUGCUUACGUGUUUGGUGAUGAUAUUAAGAAAUUACUGAACAUGGAAUACAUACGUACAUCUUGUGUGGAUAUCUGGAUAAGGUUUUUGCAAAACGAGAUCACGAAAAACAAGCUCCAAGAAGAAGUUGGAUUUUUUUGUCCGCAUAAGCUAGGGCUGGUUAAACUUCGUCCAAGUAUCCACACAAAAUAUGUGAAUCAUUCAAUUACCAAGCAAAGUACGAAAAAAUAUAUACUUGCCCCGAUCCGUCAAGAUAAAUAUCAUUGGAUGUUGGUUGUGAUUUGCCUUGAAAGAGGGUAAGCCUUUUUCUUUGAUUCCAUGGCUGAUGGGUCGUUAGAGAAUUUGCAUACCAAAGGCUCCUUGUCUGUCGCAUAUAGGACUUUAAUGAACAUGGACAAAGGAUCUCGGAAAACGAAGCUAACGUGGAAGGUGGUUAAGUGUCCUCGUGCUCAACAAGUUGGGCUAGUUGAGUCCGGCUAUUAUGUCAUGAAGUAUAUGGAUCAAAUAGUAUCUCUUGUAUCGAAAAAGGAACGUGAUUUUCAAAAGAAUUUCACUCUGGAGGCAUAUACUCAAGAAAUUAUCGAUGAUGUUCGUGAAAGAUGGUGUAGAUUUUUCAUUGAUAAUUGUUUAUAGUUAAUUAAUUUCAAUUUGACACUUAGUUGACAUAAACUUCUCAAAUUCGUGUCCAGGAUUUUCUAAUAUGUAAAAGUACAAUCAAAAGUAUUAUGUAUGACUUUUAUCAAUUUUUGAGAUUAUAUUGCAGUGGUUUGAAUUUUUAUUUA